UUUAAGAACUCAUAUAAAUCCACCACGAACCCUCCUUCCACUUCGGCGCUUCUUUGUUUUCGUGUUUAGGGCUUCCGAUCGAGAGCGCGGCGGCAGGGCAGGGAGUGAAGCCGUAGCAGAGAACCAAACAUGGUGCACGUCUCCUUCUAUCGUAAUUAUGGAAAGACUUUCAAGAAACCUCGACGUCCUUAUGAGAAGGAACGUCUGGAUGCAGAACUUAAACUUGUCGGUGAAUAUGGGCUUCGCUGUAAAAGGGAGCUUUGGAGGGUUCAAUAUGCAUUGAGCCGAAUCCGUAAUAAUGCAAGGAUGCUUUUAACCCUUGAUGAAAAGAAUCCGCGUAGGAUUUUUGAGGGAGAGGCCUUGCUUAGGAGGAUGAACAGGUACGGUCUUUUGGAUGAGAGUCAAAACAAGCUCGAUUAUGUUUUGGCUCUUACUGUCGAGAAUUUCCUUGAGCGUCGUCUCCAAACCCUCGUAUUCAAGUCUGGAAUGGCUAAAUCUAUUCACCAUGCUAGAGUGCUCAUCAGACAGAGGCAUAUAAGGGUUGGGAGACAAGUGGUUAACAUCCCUUCUUUCAUGGUGAGAGUCGAUUCUCAAAAGCACAUAGACUUCUCUCUCACUAGUCCAUUUGGAGGUGGGCGCCCUGGAAGGGUGAAGAGAAAGAACCAGAAGGCAGCUGCCAAGAAGGCUGCUGGUGGAGAUGGGGAUGAAGAAGAUGAGGAUUGAGUUACUGACUAAAAAAAACUCAUCAUCUGAGACGGUAAAGAUUAGCCAAGGAUCUAAGGUAACUGAGGUUAACCUCAACGACCUAUUUCCUACAGCUAAAUCUUUUCCAUCAUAUAGAUGAGAAUGUUACGUCUUUAGAAGUUUUGCUUUAAUUAUUUGUCAUUUAGAAAUCUUGUUUGUUUUUUGGUGGUGGGACUAGUUUCCAAUUUUGGACUAUUUGAACUUAGUUUCCAUAGUUUUCUUGCCAUCAUUGGACUUGGUUAAUCAAAACUCCUCCGCAUCAUGAAUGUAUUGAGUUGAUUUCUUCUA
This is a messenger RNA of Benincasa hispida (wax gourd), 1032 nucleotides long. Its product is annotated as small ribosomal subunit protein uS4y. Gene Ontology annotation, cellular component: cytosolic small ribosomal subunit. Gene Ontology annotation, molecular function: rRNA binding; structural constituent of ribosome. Lineage: Eukaryota; Viridiplantae; Streptophyta; Magnoliopsida; Cucurbitales; Cucurbitaceae. The record is from RefSeq and is a predicted model, not a curated record. Gene Ontology annotation, biological process: translation; ribosomal small subunit biogenesis.